UACAUGCAGCUUGUCAUGUAGCUACAUUUUUGUCUUUCUGACUCCUUCAGUCGUUUCACCAUCGGCUUGUUUAAUAUCGCUCCUUUGUUCAAGUGCAGCUGUGUUUGUUGCAGUCUGUGGAAAGAUGCUUCUGCGGACACUGUGGUCCAGACUGGGAGCUCAGCUGCCACUGGAGAGGAAACCAGUCUGCAUCAUUGCCUCUUCCUGUCUCUCCCAGUCUACACAACCACACCAGUAUGAAUACAAGCCCAGGACUCACUCAAACUGGUCUGGUUCUGCAGAAACCUCUCCAAGGACCUGUUAUUUAAAUACUUUUCAUCAUCAACAGCAGAAGAAGACUAUAAGGCAUGCUCUGCCUGCGUUCGGUGGAUUUAAGACUCUUAGCAGCACCUUGUUUAUUGACUCUGGGAUGCUGACAAAAAGUGGACAGAAGCGUCUGUAUACGUCAGACCUCAUAAAGCCUGUAUUAAAAACUUUAAAACCAGUCUCAGUGCCUGCUGGGAAAAGGGUUCCCAAAGGACCAAGAACAAAACAACCUUCCAGAGCCAAUCAGCCUGCCGUGGAUGAGGACAAGGUUAUGAUGCAAUGUAUUGCCUAUGCAACAGCAGAUCAGUACCACUUGCCAACACUUUGCCAUGACCUGAUUAGCCACGGCUUCCAUGAGAUAGCUUUGCCAAGAGAUGCUUCAAACAUCCUUGUGAUAAGCACAGACAUGGCUGCAAAACCAGAAGACAAUGCUCAUAUGUUCUUCUUCAGGGAAGGAUCUGUAGUUUUCUGGAAUGUUGAGGAGAAAACGAUGAAAAAGGUGCUGAGAGUAUUGGAACAGCAUGAGAUCCAACCUUAUGAAGUAGCGUUAGUGCACUGGGAAAAUGAAGAAAUCAACUAUGCUGUUUCAGAGGGAAAUACAAAGCUUGAACGUGGCAACUUUAUUUUGAGUGACAACAUUGAUGAACAUGAAGCUGUUUUGGAGAAAUUUGCAUUUUCAAACGCAUUAUGUUUGUCAGUGAAGCUGGCAAUAUGGGAGGUCUCAUUAGACAACUUUGUAGAGUCAAUUCAAUCAAUUCCAGAGACACUGAAGUCUGGCAGAAGAGUUAAGUUGUCCUCUGCAGAAGUUAUGCGGAAGAUAGGAGAGCUUUUCACGUUACGACACUGUAUCAAUCUGAGGUCAGACCUUCUCAUGACACCUGAUUUUUACUGGGACAGAGAAAAUCUGGAAAAACUCUACGACAAGACCUGCCAGUUUCUCAGCAUCAACCGCAGGGUCAACGUCAUGAAUGAGAAGCUGGAACAUUGCACGCAGUUGACAGACCUGAUGAGGAGCCACCUGAGUGAGAAGCACAGCUUGAGGCUGGAAUGGAUGAUAGUCAUCCUCAUUACUAUUGAAGUUUUGUUUGAACUUGGAAGAAUGAUCUUCUAAACUGCACACAACGAUGCACAAAUCCAAAAAUAACAGUAGAAACUACACAAGAAGAAUGCUGCACCAUACAAAGGUACUCUGUCAGUAAUACAAUGAACUAUAAUCAUCACAUGGACCCAAACAAUUUUGAAUGUCUUACUGUUCAUGUUGUACAGUAUACUUCCUACCUUUCAACAACAUAAAGUACAUUUUUUUGUCACAAUUUCUUUACUUUUAUGCUAAAGAUGAUAGUUUGAAGGGGUGUCAGGUUUUUAUAUACAUUUGCUACUUGAAGAAAGUGUAUCUGGGACUUUUUAAACUGUUGGCAUCAGCUGACAGUGUUUUUUUUUGUCUUGUUUGCUGAAGUUAUGUGCUCAAGAACUAUAAUUUAAUUUUUACAUCAUGUGGAAAGUCUACGAAUCUUGUUAAGUAUGUAAGAUGCUGUUUUUAAAGAUAUAUUUGGAGCCUGAGGGACUCAACAUGUGGUAUCAUUCUUGUGAUUCAACACAAGCAGUAGAAAAAGAAAACCAUGAGAGGCACAAAUUUAUCCAAACUCAUCAAGUCCAAGAACUCCAAACUGAGUGCUGUGUUGUCGAUGAUCCAAUAAAGCAUUUGUGUUUGAAUUGUUUGCCUGUUAUGUGUUUGCAUGGAAAAUAUGA
This is a messenger RNA of Scomber scombrus (Atlantic mackerel), 2055 nucleotides long. RefSeq names its product required for meiotic nuclear division 1 homolog (gene rmnd1). Bases 125 to 1417 code for a protein of 430 amino acids. Lineage: Eukaryota; Metazoa; Chordata; Actinopteri; Scombriformes; Scombridae. Gene Ontology annotation, biological process: positive regulation of mitochondrial translation. The transcript has 12 exons. The record is from RefSeq and is a predicted model, not a curated record.